Iphiclides podalirius (scarce swallowtail) is the source of this 2556-nucleotide messenger RNA. Lineage: Eukaryota; Metazoa; Arthropoda; Insecta; Lepidoptera; Papilionidae. The record is from the annotation of a GenBank genome assembly.
AUGCUACCUAUGCGCAAGGUGGUCCAUCGGGCGUGCUUCUUUGUGAGCCGGACUGUGUACAUGACAUGUUGCUGUGGGUGCUGCUCAGCACUGAGGCCGCGGUACAAGCGCCUGGUGGACAACAUUUUCCCCGCGUCGCCCCAGGAUGGCCUGGUCAAGUCCAACAUGGAGAAGCUCACCUUCUACUCCCUGUCCAGCCCAGAGAAGCUGGACAGGAUCGGCGAGUACCUGUUCCAGAAGGCCUCUAGGGACAUAUACCGGCGGAGGCACGGUUUCGUGAUAAUCGCAAUGGAAGCGAUGGACCAACUGUUGCUGGCCUGCCAUUCGCAGACCCUCAAUCUGUUUGUCGAGAGCUUCCUUAAAAUGGUGCAGAAACUUCUGGAGUCAACUGAUCCACAGCUGCAGAUAUUAGCGACACAGAGCUUCGUCCGCUUCGCGAACAUAGAAGAGGACACGCCCUCCUACCACCGCCGGUACGACUUCUUCGUGUCGAAGUUCUCCGCCAUGUGCCACAGCAACCACGCGGACAAGGCGGCCCGCGACCGCAUCCGACUCGCCGGCAUCCAGGGUCUGCAGGGCGUCAUAAGGAAAACUGUGUCUGACGACUUGGUGGAGAAUAUUUGGGAGGCGCAGCAUAUGGACAAGAUUGUGCCCUCGCUUCUGUACAAUAUGCAGAUCGCGGAGAAGUACGAGACGCUGUCCUGCAUGGAGACGGACACUCGCGACGGCGCCGAGGAGGAGCCCGCGCGGCUGGCGGAGGCCUGUCUGCGCGAGCUGGUGGGGCGCGCCUCCUUCGGCCACAUCCGCAGCGUGUUGCGGCCGGUGCUCACCCACUUCGACCGCCACGAGCUCUGGGUGCCGAACGACUUCGCCGUCCACACGUUCAAAAUUAUCAUGUUCUCGAUCCAGGCGCAGUACUCGUACAGCGUGGUGGAGGCGCUGAUGCAGCACCUGGACGCCGGGUGCGGCGCCCCGGGGGCGGCGGGGGGCGGGGGCGGGGGCGGAGGGGGCGCGGGCAGGACGAGGGUGCGCGCCGCCAGGGCCUCCGUGCUCAGCAACAUCGUGGCCAUCGCGGCCGCCGACAGCGUAGGUCCUUCUGUCCUGGAGAUAAUCAACAAUCUACUCACAAACCUGAGAGCGUCCGUUGCUAGGGACUCCGAGAAGGAGAGCGACGAGAAGCUGUACCAGGACGCGCUGAUCAACGCGCUCGGCGAGUUCGCGGACCACCUGCCCGACUUCCAGAAGAUCGACAUCAUGAUGUUCAUCGUCAGCAAGGUGCCGAGCAGCCAGCGCGGCGGGAAGGGCACCAAGGCGGACGCGAUGCUGCAGAGCAUACUGCUCAAGUCGCUCCUGAAGGUGGGCGCGACGUACAAGAGCGCGGAGCUGAGCAAGGCCUUCCCGGCGCCCUUCCUGGAGGCGCUGCUGCGGCUCUCGGCCGCGCCCGAGCCGCCCACGCGCGCGCUGCUGCAGCGCAUCCUGCACACGCUGCUCGACCGGCGCACCAACGCGCCCCACCUGGCCAAGCCCACCGUGGAUUACGCGGAAUUGGGGCUGACGGUGGAGAAGUGCUCCAGGCCGGACUUGAUCUUCAUCAGCAAGCAUGGCUACGCGAUUUUCAGCUCUCUGUAUGAAGGCCUCCAACUCGAAUCCAACACGGUCGAGAACGUGGAAGCGAUCUACACCACGCUGGCUCUGCUGUGCGUCGAGCUGGCCUCUGAGGAGACGGUCUGCGACAUCCUGCAAUUGAUACUUGCCAUCCAGCAGUCCGCGCUGCGCAACCCGGUGCUGUCUGUGGCGCAGCAGGUGCGGCUGCACGCGGUGGCGCUGGCGCUGUGCGCGCUGCCGCCGCACGUGCUGCUGCUGCCCGUGCUGGCGGACUACGUCUCCAAGAUAAUAGAGGCCCGGCGCGAAGAAGCUCCACACCUUCUGCCACCGCUGCUAGAAGACUACGGCGAACUGUCUCCCUCGAAGAUGCCAUCCAAGUUGCCUUUCCUGAUGAUUGAUCAGAUGGCGUUGUGCGAGAGCGUGCGCGCCAGCGGCGUGGAGGCAGCGCGACUUGUCGCACCACUGCCCUACAGCGCGCCGGCACACGCGCCCGGCCUGGAGCACCGCCACAGCUGGCUCGAGUCGGGCGCAGCGGCGGGGCGCGACAGCUUGGCGGACAUCGCGGCCGCGCCCCCCGACCUGGACAGCGCGGGCAGCUCGCCCGGCGUAACCCGGCACGCGCCGCAGUCGGAGAGCGUGAGCCUGGAGGCGUUGCGGCGGGCGGCCAGCGGCCCUAGCGAGGCCGAGCGGCGAGACGCCGAGCGCCGUAAAGCCAGCCUCAACAACGCCUUCCGCACCGCGCCCUUCGACUACCUUCUGCACCUCACCCAGCCCAAGUACGAAAUACAGGAGAAGUUGCAGGAGAUCUUCUCCUCACUCUCCCAAGAGCCUCUACUGGCGGGCGGCUCUCCCGCUGCCAGAAGAUUCGACGAGACGAGACGACGCGACGCGAGAGACGAAAUGCUUAUUGCUGCUCAAAAUAUCCAUUCGCUUCCUUGCUAUAUAAGCCAU